Molecule: messenger RNA, 1749 nt
Organism: Zingiber officinale
Lineage: Eukaryota; Viridiplantae; Streptophyta; Magnoliopsida; Zingiberales; Zingiberaceae
Product: probable vacuolar amino acid transporter YPQ1
Exons: 18
Coding region: 235-1641 (468 amino acids)
Source: RefSeq, a predicted model, not a curated record
UGCAGAGGAGCUCUUAAAUUUUAUACGGUGGUCGGCACAAUCAUACUAUUGCAGGUCUGGCUGUUGCACUCAAACAGGCUACCACUCCAGAAUUUAGAGCUUAUCAAUAGCAAGUGUUGAAGAAUUGUGCUAGAUUCUGAAAGUGUUUGGUUGAGAAAAGCUACGAUCUUGUAUCUGGAGGAACAAACAAUCAUUUAGUAGUAGUACUGGUGAACCUUAAGACCAAGGGAAUUGAUGAUGGAUCCAGAGCCGAGAAGGUGCUGGAGUUGGUACAUUUUGCAGCUAACAAAAAUACAGUACCUGGUGAUGUGUCUGCCAUGGUUCCUGGUGGCAUCAGGAUUGGUAUUGGCUUCGACCCCAGCCCUCACAUCAAGAGGAUUUGUCGAAGAUGAUUUUGCUAAAGUUGUAGACUUCUUUGAUAUGGCUGUUAAAUUGGCAUUGAAAAUCAAGGCUGAAAUAAAAGUGUACAAGAUGGCGAACUCUCUCGCGAGGUACUCUUCCUGUUCCGAGCAGAAGAAGCCCUGCGUCCGCUGGAUCGACCGCUACUUCAACGACUGCGUCUGCACCGCCGCCGGCGAGUUCUCCUUCGCACUCGGCAUCGUCAGUCUCCUCUGCUGGGGCGUCGCCGAAAUCCCCCAGCUCGUCACCAACUUCCAGACCAAGUCCGCCCACGGCGUCUCCCUCGCCCUCCUCCUAACUUGGGUCGUCGGUGACAUCUUCAAUCUAGUUGGCUGCCUUCUUGAGCCAGUGACAUUACCUACGCAGCUUUAUACGGCUCUGUUAUACACAGCGACGACAGCGGUGCUGGUGCUUCAAUCUCUGUACUACGACUACUGGGUGAAAUGGUGGAAAAGCAGGCUUGUUGAUGCCGCUGAAGAUGGAGUGGAAGAGGAGAUCAGAAGGCCUUUGAAUCAUAGUACAAAGCUGGAGGAGGAGGAGGAGGAGCCGAGCAGGCCCAUUCCGACCACUGCGCCAGCUAAAGCAGCGUCGCGUACUGAUGUACACUACACGUCAGCAAGGUCAUUGGCGAGCAGCGGAACCCCGUCGCACGGAGUGUCUUACCUCGGCUUCCGAAGCGGUCCUUCGGCGGUCUCCAUCUUCCACGAUUCGUCGUCCGAUGAGGACGAGGACAAGCCAGCUCCGAGCCAAAACACCACCGCGGUGUCACCGUCAGUUAGCUAUGGGGCUUUCGUUGCAAGUGUGGUAAUUGGAUUACCAUUCCAAGCUAAAGCUUCGAUGCAAAGAACAAUUUUACAGGAUAUUGAGUUGAUCAGUUCCUCUGAAGAUGGCAGAGUUUAUGGUCUUAUAUUAGGCUGGAUUAUGGCUGCAAUUUAUAUGGGAGGCCGUUUGCCUCAAAUCUACUUAAACAUGAAGCGGGGAAGUGUCGAGGGAUUAAGCCCUCUAAUGUUCAUUUUUGCAAUCAUCGCGAAUGCAACUUAUGUGGGAAGCAUACUUGUAAGAAGCGUGGAGUGGGAAAGAAUCAAAGCUAAUGCACCUUGGUUGCUGGAUGCAAUAGUUUGCGUGUUACUGGAUCUAUUUAUCAUGGCCCAAUUUGUGUACUACAAGUUUGGUUGCAGAAAAGAACAGUGGAGUAUGGAAGAGGAAGACGCCGCAGUGAAGGAAAAGGUUCUUAUAGUUUGAGGGGAUUUACCCAAAGUUAUGUCGUGACUUGUUUUUCUAUUAUGUAUGCAUGGUUUUGUGUUAUGUUGAUUGACGAGAAAAUAAUAAGAUGGAUUAAUGUCCUUUAAA